AUGGAGUUAUCAGGAUUGAAAAAGAAGAGUUUGCUAGGACUCAAAGAAAAUAAUAAAAAAUCCAACACUAGGGCUCCCUCACCAACCAAGCGCAAGGAUAGGUCUGAAGAGAAAUCAAAGGACCGGUCCAAGGAUAAAGCAGCCACUAAGGAAUCGGGUGAGAAGGAUCGUGGUCGAGACAAGACACGCAAAAGACGCAGUGCUUCCAGUGGGAGCAGCAGUACCAGAUCCCGUUCCAGCUCAACUUCCAGUUCAGGGUCCAGUUCCAGCACUGGUUCUAGCAGUGGCUCUAGCUCCUCUUCUGCCUCGAGCCGCUCUGGGAGCUCCAGCACCUCACGCAGUUCCAGUUCCAGCAGCUCCUCUGGAUCUCCAAGUCCUUCUCGACGGAGACAUGACAACAGGAGACGCUCCCGCUCCAAGUCCAAGCCACCCAAGAGAGAUGAAAAGGAGCGGAAGAGGCGGAGCCCGUCACCCAGACCUACAAAAGUGCAUGUUGGAAGGCUCACUAGAAACGUGACCAAGGAUCACAUCAUGGAAAUUUUUUCCACUUACGGAAAGAUUAAAAUGAUUGACAUGCCAGUUGACAGGCUAAAUCCACACCUCUCUAAAGGCUAUGCUUAUGUGGAGUUUGAGAACCCAGAUGAUGCUGAGAAAGCCCUGAAACACAUGGAUGGAGGCCAGAUUGAUGGUCAGGAGAUCACUGCCACAGCUGUGCUGGCACCACGACCUAGGCCGCCUCCCAGACGCUUUAGCCCACCCAGGAGGAUGCUGCCGCCACCACCGAUGUGGCGCAGGUCACCCCCUCGCAUGAGGAGACGGUCCCGGUCUCCUAGGCGCAGAUCCCCUGUCCGCCGGCGAUCAAGAUCCAGAUCUCCUGGACGAAGGCGCCAUCGCAGCCGCUCCAGCUCAAACUCCUCACGAUAAAGCAAAAAGACUGGACAGCUUUUUAUUUUUUAACUUAAAUCCCAUCAGACUAAAUAUUGUACCUUUUUUUUAUAAUGGGUCUGGGUGAGGAGGAGUGAGAGAGAGAGAAUCCUAGCAGUGAAGGCAACCUAAGAGGAGAGAGCAACAGUUCCCGGCCAGUAGAUAGCCUUUGCUGUGGGCCUUCUAGUUUCCUGGCAUUGAAUUGAAAUUAUUUAAAAAUGGCUUUGAUUUUAAAGGCUGCAAAAACAUCUUUUCCAGAUAAACGAAAGGAAAGAUGUUACAGCCUCUCUUUCUCCAAUUAGCAGGCUGCUGCUUGGUGAUUUCUAAACGCUUAGCACGCUGUACAGACAAGCAUGUAAAUCUUGAGCUAUUUCAGAAACCCUGUAUAGUAAGACAGGGAGGCAUUUAAAACUUGACCUCUAGGUGCCAGCACAGGAUUUUUCAGAGCAGCUGGAG
Fulmarus glacialis (Northern fulmar) is the source of this 1380-nucleotide messenger RNA. RefSeq names its product RNA binding protein S1, serine-rich domain (gene RNPS1). Bases 1 to 924 code for a protein of 307 amino acids. The transcript has 7 exons. Lineage: Eukaryota; Metazoa; Chordata; Aves; Procellariiformes; Procellariidae. Gene Ontology annotation, biological process: mRNA splicing, via spliceosome. Gene Ontology annotation, cellular component: cytoplasm; nucleoplasm; ASAP complex. The record is from RefSeq and is a predicted model, not a curated record. Gene Ontology annotation, molecular function: RNA binding.